This is a messenger RNA of Lycium barbarum (goji berry), 1656 nucleotides long. RefSeq lists its product as uncharacterized. Bases 836 to 1300 code for a protein of 154 amino acids. The record is from RefSeq and is a predicted model, not a curated record. The transcript has 4 exons. Lineage: Eukaryota; Viridiplantae; Streptophyta; Magnoliopsida; Solanales; Solanaceae.
UUAUGAUCCAUAUGAUUGGCAAACUUACCCAGAUAAAGACGUCUUUAUCAAAUAUUAUCAACAGUUACGCGAGAGCGAUGCCUUAAAUUUGUUACUUGCUUUUUUGAGAGUGGUAACAUGCAUAUUAAUGAGAGAAAAUAAGAACAAGGGUAGUGUCAGAACCGUGUUUACAAAGAGGAAGAGAACCAGCGAUAUUCAUCUAUAAAUUACAAAGCACCUAUCAGAUCUGCUAAAGAUUCUUCCUCCUCUACAUGACAUUCGUUACACCAAGAAUGAAACAGAAGAAAACACUUCAUUUGAUAUUCUGGAAAGAGCUACUUCUGUCUUCAAAAACCCUUGAGUUUCUCUCCUUCCAUGCUGUCCACCGUAUACAAGCAGGAACCAAACCCCACCAUUUCAUCUGUCUAUCUAUGCCCCACAGUUCCAGCUCUUUAGUAGGUCACAAGCGUUGUCUGGCAUAAACCAUUUGAGGCCCACACUGUUAAGGAAGAGUUGCUACAGUUGGUCAGUGUAAGACAAUUAAGAAACAAAUGACUACUGGUUUCUGUUUCUGAACCACAGAGAGAGCACCUAGAGCAUGACUGAAAAUCCCUUCUUCUCAAAUCCUCUUGGGUUAAACGAGCCUCUCUUGCCACCUUCCACGAGAAGCAUAAGACAUUUGUACGAGUUUGACUUUCCAGAUGUAUCUCCAAGGGCAUUGUGCUAGUCUGAGUUACAAGCUGAGAAAUAAACAGGCUUUAAAUAUAUAUAUGGUACGUAAGAAUAGUUGGUUCAGUUUUUAAAAGAAAAAUUGGGGUAGUUUGGGGUUUGAGGUACAAGUGCAUGUGGAAGUGUGAUGGCGGAUGAAAAAUUCAUGGGUGAGACGGAAAAGGAGUCGCCCCCUGAGAAGAAAUUGAAAUUGGAGGUUGAUGAUAACAAGGAUGAUUUGAAGGGUGAGGAUGAUAUAGGAUCUGAUUUGAGGGGUGAGGAUGGAGAGUAUGAUCCAUAUGAUUUCAUGGGUGAGGAUGAUACCGGAUCUGAUUUGAAGGGUGAGGAUGGAGAGUCGAUCAAGUAUGAUCCAUAUGAUUGGCAAACUUACCCAGAUAAGGACGAUUUUAUCAAAUAUAUCAACAGCUACGCGAGAGCGAUGGUUUUGAGUUUGAUGAAUACCCUGGGUCGUGCAUGUUUACUCCCAUCUACCCCAUUCUGGAAUUUGAUCUUUUUCCUGAGUUUGUGGAUAGGAUCAAGGGUUAUGCUUCAAUGGCAAUCAAGCAGUGCUUUGGCAAUGAUGGAAAAGAACGCAAAGUUACGGAUAUUGUGAAGAUAAAUGAAGGUGGUUGUCGUGACUUUACCUACUACAUUACAUUUAAAAUUGAAACUGAUGGGAAAGAAGAAACUUUUCAAGCUAAGGUGGAACGCACGAUUGAGAAAACAAUUGAGAUCCCAAUUUGCAGGCGCAAGGUCGACUAACUUGUUGCUGAAAUUACCUACAGUGACUCGUGUCUUUUGGCCCUACUUUGCUCUUUAUUACUAGAAGAGAGCUAGUAUUAUUGGUUUUGUUAUCUGCUAUAGACGUCUUAUUGGCAGCGUAGACGGUAUUUAUUUUGAUGUUUGUGACUUGUAAUGGCUCCAUGUUUAUGACUAUAAUGUAGUGCUUUUUCUUUUUUCGCUUCAAAA